Gadus macrocephalus (Pacific cod) is the source of this 6729-nucleotide messenger RNA. It is a transcript of the gene prmt2ip, whose product is annotated as chromosome 9 C15orf39 homolog. Bases 3775 to 4767 code for a protein of 330 amino acids. The record is from RefSeq and is a predicted model, not a curated record. NCBI's taxonomy places the organism in Eukaryota, Metazoa, Chordata, Actinopteri, Gadiformes, Gadidae. The transcript is spliced from 4 exons.
CAGACACACACUUCAUUUACACGCAAACACACACACACACACACACACACUCUCUUCUGCUCUUCUCCACUGGUUGAUCAGUGUAUUGUGUGCGAAUUAGUGUGAGCUUUGCAGCGCACUGAAUUCCCCCUCCAAGCGUCAACACUGGUCCCACGCUCACAACACGGUCCUGGGAAGCUGUGUUUCAUGGAGAGUCUCAGGGCAUGUAGUGGAGUUUUAACACUGGAGAGGACAGGAGGACUGUUGGUGAAGUGGGCACAUGAUGGAAAGCCAACGGGCUCCGAGUCUCAAGGACCCCGCGGCUCAGAGUAAAAUGCUGCUGUUUGAGGAGACGCCAGUAGGGGCCAUGCCUGGGUUCCUUGGUCCCCGCGGUCAGAAGUAUCCCGUGCCCUACUAUGCUUACGACCCGAGAGAGAAGGACGAAGCAGGGCUGAUUCUCGCCUGGAGCGGGCCGAGCGCUGGCUUGACGGAAGGCAGGAGUGCUGUGAGUCAUCAGUCUGGCAUGAGGGGCAACAGCCAUAGCGUCUACCAGCCAUACAAGAAGACUUUCAGCCCAGAGGAAUGCCAUUCACGUUCCCCCUCGGUGUGUGGCACCCCAGGCAAGCCCGUUUCCUCACAAUACGCAAGAAGUCCGGAUAUGAGCAGUCCUUUGGCCUGUUCGUCAACAUCUGUCAUCAAUCAAACAGCAGGACGUAGCAGUGCAUCCCAGUCACCUCAAACCUCCAUGCAUCUAGCCAUCCCCAAGGCGGUCUAUGGACAAAGGCCAUGCUGUUCUGAGCGGGGCUGUGUUUUAGGACAAAGAUAUGGUGUAGAGCAUGUGACUCAGAGGGUGCCUAGCGCCGUCCAUGAGAGUGACUGGAUGAACACUGGUGCCCACUACAGCCGUCCAUCUCCCAUUCACAGAACUGCACCAGAGUCGUCUCUGCAACAAAAAGGGACUCACUUUGAACACGGUGGAGAAAGGCCGUUGCCAAAGGAUUCCAAUGGGGGAAAAUACCAGAAUUUAGGAGCAUGUAGAGCGAGGACUAUACCUGGUUACUUUGAGUCGCCCUUUAGUAGUUACCCGUGCAUCCCAACUCACGCAUUGUUUGGCUCAUUAACUCCACAGAAUUUGCAGACUCCCCCAAAUGGAUAUCAUGGCCUUCUUCCAGCCCACCCUCACCCAUUCGAGCAUAUGACCUCAACACAACAUAGACUUCCAUCACAGGUUUGUCAGGAACCCUCUCCGAUGUCCAAAUAUGGGCAUCUUCCACAGCACCAUGGGUUUUAUUACCCUGAGGAAAAUUUGAGGAUGGAGGGUGCAUCAGUAUGUAAAAACAUUGAGAAGAUGCAUAGAGAAAGUGCCUCUGCAUUUUCUAAUCAUUUGUUCAAAAACGUACAGGAACAUCGCCUUCUCUAUCAGCCUGAUCAUGGGGAUACUUCUAUGAUUAACUCUGUUGCCAUGCCAAAUCCCUCAUUCUUUAGAGGUUUGGAUCCACGCUAUCCAGUUCCAAGGGUUCACAUGACCGCCAGCCAAGUGAGAGGCUCACCAAAGGAACAACACACACCUCUGCUCUAUCACACCAAUGGUCUCACUACAUCUCCAGUAGGCCAGCCCCAUGGUUCACCAGUCUACUUGCAUAGUGACAGUGGUAGCGCCCGAUCACAUGAUAAACCACGUGGCUCCCCGCUGAACAUGCAUGUCGAGGCAAAAAGGCCCAGCGGGCAUGUGGAAAAGUUAUAUCUUUCCCCGGGCAGAUUACCAAGGAACAAAGUUCCACACAAUAGCCCGCAUGGAGAGCGAUUCAGUACCCCCCCCACCAUUGCCCCGGACCGGCCGCUGGACUACUCCUGUCAUAAAGUCCAUGUCAUAACUUCAAAGCAGUCCAAGGACCAUACAGAUCCUACAGCUGUCCAAAUGUCCCCAACUCACUAUGGAGAACGUAUUCACAAAGUUUACAGUCAUGGUCAUAACAGGGCGUCAACGACGGACACGUCUUCUCUGGUGACUAAUGAAGACCAUGGUACGUCGCCAUCUUGUUUCUGUACAACAGCUUUUAAAGGAAAACUCAAGAGGAGUAAUUCACAGGUUCCCAAUGACUUCACCACCAGACCAAUAAAAUUUGAAAAAUGUGAUUCACCCGAUGAGGAACUUUUAAUCAAAAGACAAAAGUUGGAACUUGAGGGAGACUUAAUGAAGAACGACAAUUCAACUGAUCAUCAUCCAAUGCCAAUCAUUGAUAAUGUCUUUAGUUUGGCCCCCUACAGAGCGCUCCUGCAGGCUUCUGGUAUGCUGCUCUCCAGUAAAAGGCUUUGGAGCAUUGAUCAGUGCACUAAACCAUGUGAAGAUAAAACAGACCCUUCUAUACAAGAUAAAGGACCAAGAGAAGAGGCAGAGCCCCCUUACGACGGCCCAGUGCCCAAAGAGCUGCUCUUCAGUAAUGCCACAACAGUGAAGCCUACAUCAGAUCUUAUUGAACAAAAAGCAAUGAAGGUAGAGAAGCAGGAACUUGAAACAAAUGACUGUGUAAACAGUCAUAGUAAAGUGAUUUCAGCGGACUGUUCCAAGGCUGCAGUAAAAGGGGAGGCCGCAGAGGUUUCUAUUCCUGACACUGGCCCCAUGUUUGUGAUCAAGAAGUGUGAACCCGAAGAGUUUGACAUUACCCCUCCAAAUGAAGUUUUAGAUGAGACUUCUAAAACAUGCCAUACCACACCAGAUGUUGGAUUAGAAUCUUCCCAUCAAGAAGAUGUCCAGCCACCCCCUGUACAACUGGAGGCAUUGAGUGAAACAUCCUCUAAAUCAACUACACCUGCUGUGCAAUCAGAGGACACACUCGGCACCCAAAGCACCCCUCAAUUUACUAUUUCCAAAUACAAAUUAAUCGUACCUGAUACCCACGGCAUUGCAUCUCGCCGCUCAAUAGAGAAGCCAGCCCUUCCAUCCAACAUGGUUGAGGUCAACAUUCAACCUAUUGUGGAGGUCCACAAGCCCCCUGUUCAACCUAUUGUGGUGGUCAACAAGCCACUACCACUACCUGAGUUGGUGGCUGAGUUCAAACACCCUCCUCCGCAACAAACACCUCCCAUACAUGUCCGUGAGCGUUUCUUGAAGCUCCACCAUUGCCUCUGCAACUUGGUGACUGAGGUGGUAUCAGUCUCCCCAGAGCAGGCCCUCAGAGACUGGAUUUGUCAGGUGGAGAAGGUUAACUCUGCACUUUCUGCUAACAAAAACCACAGGAUAUCCUGUCUACCGGCCGUCGAAGCCGGACAAGCUUGGCUUAAUGUACAGAUCCAGUUGGCUCUAGACAAGGUGCUACUCAGGAUUGAGGAAUAUAUCUCACAGGAACAAUGUCCAUUUCCACAUGUCAUGCGGACCGGGGCAGUGUUUAUCCCCAUGAUGGUGGUGAAGAAGUUGCUGUUCCCUCAGGUCCAGGGUGGCCAUAUUGACCAGGUGCUGCAGAACCGUAAGGUGGAGCUGCGGCCCACCACUCUGUCUGAAGAGAAGCACCUCACUCAGCUCCACAGACAAGCCUUCUCGUCCAAACUCCGCAGGUUGAUGUCCCUCAAACACCUGCCUCGCAUCUACACCGAUGUGCUAAACCUUUUCCAUCAUGCUUGUGUCUCCAAGCGCCUAGAAUCGUCCACAUCUGAUCUCCAAAAGAAAGUACAGGAGUAAAGCUGGAUGGGUUCUUAAAGACGGAGCUAGAAGACCGCUCAGAGGACCCUGAAGGCCUCAACACUCCUGCAUACAUUAAGGUUUUCACAGCCCCACCGUUUCCAGGGUCUAAUAGGCAGAUGCAUCCACAGCAAGAGGGGGAAACGUUGUACCCUAUCAAAAGGAAAUCUAAAAGCAGGGUGAAGAGAUGUUCAAGGCAGGCGUUUCUGGAUUACAGGUCUUCCUCGCCGAACAUUGAAGUUGAAAACAAGGAGCAGGAGAGGAACUGGGACGACGUGAACUCACUGGGGGAAACCAAAACUGACGUGCAAAAUGGUCAAGAAGGGUCCGUAAGGGUUGAAGCACUGGUAGGCUCCCCGGGGAGCAAAGAGAACACCUGGACUUGUCCCCUAUCUUCGGAUGAAUUAUCUACAUCAUCCAGUGACAUGGAGAUGGAGGGAUCCUCCAUCCCCUCCCUGGUCAACCCUGCCUUAGACUCUGUGAAAGGUAAAUUGCGACCAAAGAAACCCUCGGGCAUGAUUCUCAAACUACGGAGAGUGCUAUUUAGUAAGGGCCUCAAUGGUAGAACCGCAUGCUACAAGACGGUGUCUCAUUCUGGGACCUUUUCAGACUUUUCCCCCACCAGGGCCAAAAACGGAGAGAGGCUGAAGGCCAGAAAGCCGGGAGGCAAGAAGGACCGCUUCCUUGGUAGGUCGACCAAGGUCCCCAACUGGAACCAGAGAAGGGAGGGCUUCUCCCGGGCCCUGCGUUCUCUCUCCGGCUCUCGAAGACGCAGCAGAUCCCGUUUAAAGAUCCAGUACUGCCCGUACCUGUCUGCCUGCCACAGCGCCGAGCACCGGAGGCGAUGGGUGCUGCGCUCGGCCGUGCAGAGGGCUCAGGGAGCCAUCAAGUUCUGCUACCCGGACUUGGUGGGAAAGAAGAUCCUGCAUCUGUACGAGGAGGACGACAAGUCUGAGGUGUGGUACAGGGGUGAUGUGGUGAGCAUCCACGAGGCUCACCCCAACCCCCUGAAGAACGUGUUUGAGGUCAAAUACGACAGUGAACCUGAGUGGACGUACUUCCUGGAGCUGUUGAUGGACUUUAAAAAAGGUUGGCUGAAGAUUGCAGAGUAGGUCUUCGUUGGAGCUCUUCUGUGUGGGGGAUGUUUGGACUGUUUGAAAUCUGUUUUAUAGACCUGUGACUUUGCACUUACUUUUUUCUAAGUCUUAUUUGUACGUUUUGUAUAAUCAAACUAUUAAAGUAGGAUCUCACAGCUGUUUGUGAGAUGUGUGAGGGAGUGCCCUUUAUUGCUGUUGAAUUAAUAUGCAACUUUCUGGUGGGUAAAAGCUAUCUUUAAUUCGUUUGACUCAAAACUAGCAAGAUAGAUCUUGUAGUUGAUUUCACGCUUCUCUAAACCUUUGAUAGACUUAACUUACUUAAAGGGUUAAUGGUUUGGUUGUGAUCACAAAAUCUUCCUUUGUGUCUGUAAUGAACAUUGUUUGCAAUUCAUACACAAACCACUCUGCUUUUGGAACAUCAAGUCACUUAUAUAUAGCGUGUUUGAAUGCAUGUUCUAUAGUUGCUGGUCUUGGCAUUACUAUGGAUUUCAGAGCUGCUAAUUGUCUGAGAUGUGAAAAAGGGGAUUUCUGAUUGAAUUGUCAAAAUUCCCCUCAUUAGAUUUGUAUUUGUUUUGUAUGAAAUGUUUUUAACAUUGUUGGAUUCUAUCGUAUGACAUGAAGUAAACCUUUAUGAUUGAAGGAAAAACUGGUCGUUAGUCUACACUAAAGUUAAGUUUGAGGGUUAUUUUGGAUAGCGGGCAGCUAUUCAUCCAUACACAUACUGUACUCAAUGUGAAGAAUAUACAGAAAAUCCAAGUAAAAUAUCAAACGGGUGAAUUACUUUUACCAUCAAGUGAUUUGCAUCACUUGAGAACAAAAGGCCUUGUGUGGUCAAGAUUGUGCAAUGGUCCGAAUUGUAUGUUCAUCACAAACCUGUGGCUUAAGAACACAUUCCAGCCAGUCUAUAUAUGGUUGUGUGCUUCCAUCACUAAAUUCCUUUUAGUAUAGAACAUCGAAAGCUUAAUAGGUAACUGGGGCAUGAAAAUACAUUCCUAUUGUGUAUAUUCACUUUUUUAGUGGGUGUAAGGAGUUUUAAUAAAAUCGGUUUAUCACAGCAUACAUGUAUAUUGUGUGCAUUAUGAAACAAUCACCCAUGCCAAAAGGGAUGUUUGCAACAUUUUGCACUUUAAUAUAUUUCUCAAAAACAGACAACUAAAAUGUAUUUCCACAUUUUUACACUAUGUAAAUAAGAAACACUUAAUAGCAUAAAGAAAAGAUAUAUGUAGAAAAGUAUUAAAAGUUUUUGGGAUGUCUCAAUUAGAUGAAAUUAGCUUUUGAUUGCAAAUAUUAACUUAAUUACUUAUGAACUACUAGCAGACAUAAACAGGAGGUGCUUGGAUAAGCCUAUUUCACCCAACUUUGUCGUUAUAUUUAUGAAAUGACUGAAAGACUAAUUAAUAGAAACGUAACAUCACACAGCCACUUAGGCAUCGUUAUUGACACCGUUAGUUUACGUGGUGCGGUCAUGGCCUGAUUUAAAACAAUUGUAUUCAGUUUUUAUCAAUGUUCCCCCUAUUCUGGAAGACGAGAGCUCUGUCAGAGUGCAUUCACAAUAGACAGUACAGGGUUGCAUCAUGGAUGAACAUUUGGUUAGUCAUGAACCCGACCACUCCUAUUCUAAUGACUCACACAGUACUCCCAAUUAUGAGAUUUCUCAUGACAUUUAUUCAAAUAAACCAUACAUUUUUUAAAUUUUUGCUAGGAUUAAAAUAAUAGAUUUUUUAAACACAAACUUUUGGGGGAGGUCCCAAAAAUGUUAAACUGGUGUAAAGGAUGUGUUUGAAAGAUGUCGACACCUUGUUGUCUUCAGACUUGAACUAGUAGCUGUAUAUUGGUGUCCUCUCCAGUCAGUCUUGUGAAGACUGCUGUAGCACAGACGUAUGCAUUUACAAGCAGAGCUUGACAUCCAGAGCAACCACCACACUGAACAAUGCAACACCUGCAGGGGCGCCAACAUUUCAAUAUUUAAUCUUCAAC